Messenger RNA from Heterobilharzia americana, 938 nucleotides. NCBI's taxonomy places the organism in Eukaryota, Metazoa, Platyhelminthes, Trematoda, Strigeidida, Schistosomatidae. The record is from the annotation of a GenBank genome assembly.
AUGCUUUCGUGUCUAAAGUUGGAUGGUUUGGAUUUUCAUGGAUACACUUUGGUUGCGAGGCCGGCUCAACCAACUCGAGAUGAAUUGACAGUUGCACAACGUGCUUCGGACGAGGCUACAAAGCUUCGAAUAACCGAGGAAGCUAAACAACGUGAAGCGCAAUUAGCUACUGUAAUGGGUGUAUGUGAUUCAACAAUUAUCACAUCUGGUCAUGUUGAAAAAUGCUUGGAUAGAGCUACUUGUGAUGAACAUCCUAUCCAUCCUCCCAAGAUGUCAGUCGGUGAUACAUUUCCCAAUUCUUCAUCCAUGUUGUCUUCCCAUAUUUUCAUACCUGACUUGUAUGGGAAACUUGGUCUUCAUCAAAAUUGCAAGGCGAAUUCUCAAGGUCCAAAUUUUAAGACUCCUUGUGAGUGUUUUAUCCAUGGCAGUCAUGUUUAAUUGUCUGUUUUUGUACCGCAUAAACGUCAUUAUAAUAAGGCUUUGUAAAAUUUCGAAAAGUUUGCUUGCUAUUCCUGAAAAGGUUCAUUGAAACAAUAAUUUUUAUUUCGUAAGUUUGAAUGAGAUGCUUUUGUUAUUGCUUGUCUAACUGUUUGCUGUUUGUACGCUUUCACAGCUUAACAAUCACCUUUCUCGACAUUGAUUAUCAUGACUAUCAUUUGAAUUUAGUGAAAGAGGGAUAGAUGGAAAUAUGGUUUCAAACCAUGAAAUUAACUGUAUUAGGCACUGCAUUUUGUUUGGUUGAGUGGUUUAUUUAGUUGCAGAUAUAACAAUUGUGGUUUCGCUUAUUCAUUCACUUGAUAGACGGAUAGAUCAACACAUAACUUGGUGCAGUAGUGUAUCAGUUCAAGUUGCCACACUUCAUACUGGCAUACCAUAAAAUUAGGUGGAAGUAAAUGAGAGGAAAUGGAAGGUGGCAGAGACUGCGUGAAUUUCUAUCA